UCUUCCCCCGGACCAGGCUCGGUUGAGUCGUUGGAUCGAGGAGGAGUGCGGUUGGCGGCCGCGAUGGUCUGACAGAUGAAAUAGCGAAAAAAAGAAAGAGAAGGCGGGCGUCCUCCCACACAAAACAAUGUUCCCCAAAGGCAAAGGCACCCCGGUGCCGUCGGACAGCCAAGCGCGAGAAAAGUUGGCUCUAUAUGUCUAUGAAUAUUUGUUACACAUAGGAGCACAGAAGUCUGCACAGACCUUUUUAUCAGAGAUCCGAUGGGAGAAAAACAUAACCCUUGGAGAGCCCCCUGGAUUCCUACAUUCCUGGUGGUGUGUUUUCUGGGACUUGUAUUGUGCUGCACCCGAGAGGAGAGAGACAUGUGACCACUCCAGCGAAGCAAAGGCCUUCCAUGACUAUAGUGCUGCAGCAGCGCCCAGCCCCGUGAUGGGGGGGAUGCCUCCAGGUGAGGGCAUGCCAGGGGGACCGAUGCCACCGGGCUUUUUCCAAGGUCCACCUGGUCCCCAGGGCUCUCCUCACCCUCAGCCUCCUCCCCCUAACAGUAUGAUGGGACCACACAGUCAGUCCUUCAUGUCGCCUCGUUUCGCUGGAGGCCCGAGAGGUCCCCCCAUGAGGAUGCCCAACCAGACCCCUGGCGGAGGACCUGGUCCUCAUCCCAUGUUGCCCAACAUGGAUCCUACACGACCACAAGGCCAUCCUAAUUUGGGGCCAAUGCAGAGAAUGAGUGGCCCUCGUGGCAUGGGGCCCAUGGGGCCCGGCCCUCAGAACUUCGGCGGUGGAAUGAGGCCUCCACACAACGCGAUGGGUCCUGGUAUGCCAGGAGUGAACAUGGGCCAAGCGACAGGUCGACCAUGGCCCAAUCCUAACAAUGCCAACACUAUGCCUUACUCAUCACCCUCUCCUGGCGCAUACGGGGGGGCAUCUGGCGGUGGAGGUCCUCCUGGAACUCCCAUUAUGCCCAGCCCUGCAGACUCAAACAACUCUGGUGACAACUUGUAUACUAUGAUCAACACUGGACCAGGCAACCGAAAUAAUUUCCCUAUGGGCCCGGGCUCUGACGGGCCCCUGGGAGCCAUGGCUGGGAUGGAACCACACCACAUGAAUGGAUCACUAGGCUCUGGAGACAUGGAUGGAAUGAACAAGAAUUCCCCAAACAAUUUAAGUGGCAUUAGCAAUCCUCCCGGGACCCCACGGGAUGACGGAGAGCUGAGUGGAAACUUCCUCCACUCCUUCCAGAGUGAGAACUACUCUCCCACCAUGACGAUGAGUGUGUGACCCCCUCUCCUUCCACCGCCGUCCCAUUGCCCCCCAUCCCCACCCAGCAUUAUUUGCCAUCAUUCCAAGGAUCUGAACUCGCAACCGAAACAUGGCCAAAACACAUCAGCGCCAAAAUCAGGGACAGGCGCCAUUUUGGUUCCACACUAAUGCCAGAAUGCAAGCGACCACUGCUCCUUACUCAAAAUGAAGGAUGAUUUUCUCCAUCUAUUACAGCCACAUGUGACAGAAACCAGCUACUGAAAUGCAAACAUGACACGUUUUAUGUUCCUUUUGCAAAAGCCCCUUCCAUGCCACCGAGUCCCAUCAACCUUCCUCAAUGAACAGGAAAAAAAAAAAAAAAAGGUUGACGUUUACCUCUUGUACAUUUCAAUGAUCGCUUCGUGGUGCAAAAUGUGCAGGAAAUAUCCGCUUUUGUCAUUUAAACACUGGAGAGUGUGCAUAUGCAUUGUGAGCUUGGAACGUUUUUGUCUUGUCCUUUUUAUUUUAUAAUUUUUUUUUUUUAUAUAUAUAUAUAUAUAUAUAUAUAUAUAUAUUUUGCCAUGCAUACCAUCUCACUAUGUUGGGUGACAUAGGAUUCUGAAUUUGCCUUUCCCCCAUGUCCCCCAGCAGCCACCUUUAAUAAUAAUAAUGUACUAUUCCCUUCUGAACCAAUCCUUCUAUUUAAAGAGAUUUUAAGGGUAAAAUGUGUGAGAGAAAUGUGGCUUUUACUUUUUCUCAUAUCCUAUUGAUCCAGUUUGAUCCUUUUCCGGCCUAUUGUUGACAGCUAAACGGCUCUACUGUCUGAGCUGCUUCAUUCAAACAGCUGGACUGCUGCGGCUGCUGUUUGCUGUCAGGGGAAGCCAGACUUUGGCAUAGGAAGUGAGUGCAUGAGUGCUGAGGGUUUGUGUACAACAUACUACCUAGUGCUGCUCUUCUCUAUGUGGACACCUGCUUUAAGAUGUGGUGUGUAUCUCCUUACCUGCCUGUGCUUAACACUCUGUGCUCCUCAUCGUCGUAGCCUUCCGUGUUUUUUGUCUGUUUUUGGCUUUGUUACGAUAAAAUGGCCCAUUUGUUUAUAUCACUGGUCGUCGCCAUUGCCCCCAUUUCCCCUCCCCCUUUUAGCCCAUCAACUUUUUUUUUAUUUUUAUAUUUUGAUAAAAAAAAAUCCCACUUUGACUACGUAUAUUGCCUCAGUUAUUCAUUUAGUCAAAGUUUUCUAAACUGAUUCUAGUAGGGGUCAUUAUAAAGUUAGCAUCAGUCUUGUAAAUGUGAUGAGAAGUUUUUGUUUUAUUUGGUUUAGUUUUGUUUUUUUCCCUGUGAACAUUACACAUUAUACACAUCUGUCCUAUGUUGCCUUUAUUUGCUGAUAUUUUUUUAUUUCAAAUUGAGGAAAGAUUGCUUGUUAAUAUAAUUUUACAAUAACUUA
Molecule: messenger RNA, 2687 nt
Organism: Xiphophorus couchianus (Monterrey platyfish)
Lineage: Eukaryota; Metazoa; Chordata; Actinopteri; Cyprinodontiformes; Poeciliidae
Gene: ssbp3b
Product: single stranded DNA binding protein 3b
Exons: 18
Coding region: 128-1279 (383 amino acids)
Biological process (GO): positive regulation of transcription by RNA polymerase II
Cellular component (GO): nucleus
Molecular function (GO): protein binding; single-stranded DNA binding
Source: RefSeq, a predicted model, not a curated record